CCCUAAAAUCGUUUGUGUCUCUCCCCUCACUAGUGGCACAAUCACGUCACUCUAGUCACCAGAUCUUUUUUGGAACACCCUACGGUAGCUUAGUUUCUCGCCAUGUGAGCACUGCGAAACGAUCAGAGACUCCUGACGCCAUGGAUCGCGGCUCAGCUGCUGGCGAUCCGUUUAGGUUCGAAAUAAGCUAUGACGAUCUGUUCCCGCACAUAGUGUACCUGAACGACCUGAGACACGAUCCGGAAAAGGCCAAGGAUGGAUCAGUGGUGGCGGGGGAAUCGGGACUGGUUUCUAAGUGGAGGAUGAAGGACCGGAUGAAGACGAGCAGCGUGGCCAUCGUGCUCUGCCUGAACAUCGGAGUGGACCCGCCUGACGUCAUCAAGAUCUCGCCGUGCGCCAGAGUCGAGUGCUGGAUCGAUCCGUUUUCUAUGCAAGCGCAGAAGGCGCUGGACACCAUUGGGAAGAACCUGCAGGCGCAAUACGAGCGGUGGCAGCCCAAGGCGCGCUACAAGGUGCAGCUGGACCCCACAGUGGAGGAGGUGAAGAAGCUGUGCCUCACGUGCCGGCGCAACGCCAAGGCGGAGAGGGUGCUGUUCCACUACAACGGCCAUGGCGUGCCCAAGCCCACUAGCAAUGGGGAGAUUUGGGUCUUCAACAAGACCUACACGCAGUACAUCCCCCUGUCAGUCUACGAGCUUGACUCGUGGCUCGCCACUCCCUCCAUCUAUGUCUUUGACUGCUCUGCUGCCGGCAUGAUCAUCAACGCCUUUGUGGAGCGUCCUGACUGGGCUCUAGCGGCCCCUUCCAGUCCAGUAUCCUCCCCUACGGCAGCAGGCAGGGAAGCAGCCGCCGCCUCAGCAACAUCAGCAGCAGCGGGCAUGCGCGAUCGCAUUCUGCUGGCGGCGUGCGGCCCGGAGGAGAUUCUUCCGCAGCCGCCUGACCUGCCGGCUGACCUCUUCACAGCGUGCCUCACCACCCCCAUCAAGAUCGCGCUCAGAUGGUUCUGUGGGCGAUCGCUGCUGCGCGACACCCUGGACCCGGAGAUGAUAGAGAAGAUCCCCGGGCGGCAGAGCGAGCGCAAGACGGCGCUGGGCGAGCUGAACUGGAUCUUCACUGCCGUCACCGACACCAUCGCCUGGAACACCCUCCCCGCGCCGCUCUUCCAGCGCCUCUUCCGCCAGGACCUGCUCGUGGCGUCGCUGUUCCGGAACUUUCUGCUGGCGGAGAGGGUCAUGAGAGCCAGCGGGUGCACGCCCGUGUCGUAUCCUCGGCUUCCCCCCACGCACCAGCACCACCUCUGGCACGCAUGGGACAUGGCAGCGGAGAUGUGUCUAGCGCAGCUGCCGACGCUCCUCGCGGAUCCCAACGCCGAGUUCCAGCCCAGCAGCUUCUUCUCGCAGCAGCUGAUGGCGUUUGAGGUGUGGCUGGAGCAUGGGAGCGACAAGAAGAGACCCCCAGAGCAGCUGCCCAUUGUGCUGCAGGUGCUUCUCAGUCACUCCCACCGGCUGCGAGCUCUGGUGCUUCUUGGCCGAUUCCUUGACAUGGGCCCAUGGGCCGUCGACCUUGCGCUCUCAGUGGGCAUAUUCCCCUACGUGCUCAAGCUGCUGCAGACCAGCGCCGUAGAGCUGCGGCAAAUCCUCGUGUUUAUAUGGACCAAGAUCUUGGCGCUGGAUAAGUCAUGCCAGGUGGACCUGGUGCGAGACGGCGGCCACAUGUAUUUUAUCAAGUGCCUGGAGACGCACGAGCCCUACUCCUCCGACCCCAGGGAGCGUGCCACAGUGGCGUUUCAGCGAGCCAUGGCGGCCUUUGUGCUUGCACUCAUCUGUGACGGCCACCCCAAGGGCCACCAGGCGUGCUUGCAGGCCGGGCUCAUCCCUCUGUGUCUCAUGCACAUUCAGGCGGCGCCCCCAGCAGAGCCCCUGCUGCUGCAGUGGCUGUGCCUGUGCGUGGGCAAGCUGUGGGGCGGGGCGCCCGAGGCACAGGCAGCAGCGCUCACACAACACCACGCCCCGCAAAUCCUCUCGCCCCUGCUCUCAGAGCCGCAGCCAGAGGUGCGUGCAGCAGCCACAUAUGCCCUGGGCGCUUUAAUCCACAUUGCUUCGGAGUCGCCUCAGCCAGGGGAAGGGAACCCAGCAACAGGAGUAGGAGUAGGAGCGGGAGCAACAGGAGCGGGGACAGGUGCAGGAGGUGGUGCUGGGGCGGUUCUGGGGGAGGGUUCAUCUGGCACAGCAAGGGUAGCAGGCACAGCAGGAGCAGCUGCAGCAGCAGGGGCGGCAGCAGCAGGCACUGUAAGUAGAGCACCAGGCUCAGAGCAAGGGGCAGCAGCAGCAGGGGCACAGGGAGCAGCAGGUGCAGGUGUAAGCAGUGCAGGCUUAUGUGGGGUGGAUUCAGCUGGGGCGGAGUGGAGGGAGGAGCACAGAUUAGCAGCAGAGCGAGGGGUUUUGCAGGUGCUACUUAAAGUUCUGAAUGACGGGAGUCCGAUGGUUAGGAAAGAGCUGGCUAUAGCUCUCGCCAGAAUAGCUCACGGACAUCGCCGCCCGUUUCGCCUCGCUGCGGCAUCUUAUCUGUGCCGCCCGUCGCUCGUGGCCGGCAGCGCAGCAGGCAUGGGGUUCAGCAGGUGCGGUUCGGAACUGGACAGGCUCGGCACAGGCUCGGGACAAACAGGCUCGGAUGUGCAUGGAUUCACAGAAAAAAUGGCAGGUUUGGGAAUGGUUGGAGGUGGAGGGGAAGCAGGAGGGGGGGUUGCAGGAGGGGGAGCAGCAGCGAACGGAGGGGGGUCGGUAGGAGGAGUUCCUGGUGGUGCCAUACCGGCCUCUGGUUCGGGAGCCAACCUUCCCUCUCUUGCCGCCCAAGUCAACAUGGUAGGGCUUAGGCUCGGGACGGACGGGAGGCUGUAUCCCCGUCCAGGUCCGGCGGUGAACGCACCUCUCCCGGUCCUCCAGUCCACCACAGCAGGCUCGGCAGUGGUGGGGCGGAUGCUCGCACAAUCGUUCGAUGCCACAGGUUCGGGAGUAGGCUCGGGAGGUACGGCAGCAGGUUCGGGGAACACAGCAGCUUCGGGAGGGUCAGCUUCGUAUCUGAGAGUGUAUGAGGAGGAAGGGGAGAGGGAUGGCGGGGGGGAAGCAGCAGCAACAGCAGGGGCGGGAGGGGUGAAAGUGCAGGGUGUGGGAGGAAGUAAAGGAGGAGGGGAGUCAGCAUCUGGUGCAGGCUCAACUGCAGUAGCAGCAGCAGUUGGUGUGGCUAGUGGUGCUACAAUAGUGAUUCCGCCCUUGGUCAACGGAAUUGUUCCUAUAGCAGAAGGUGCUUCUGAGAGCGAGGCUGCACUAGGUGAAGACAGAAGUAGGGGUAGUGACGCUAAGCAGUCAGGUGAAAAUCCAGGUGGGAUGGGGCUUUCAGCAGUGAACCCUCCGUCAACCUCUGCUGCUACAGCAGCAGCUGCUGCAGUAGCAGCAGCAGCGGCUGUAGCAGCGGCAGCUGCUGUUGCCGCUACAGGCGAUGCAGUCACUGCACUGCCCCCCCCGUCUCGAGGUCCUCUUUUCUCCCUCUCGUCCCCAACCAGCCUGUCAGCUUCGGCACCGGACCUCUCCUUCCUCAGGGGCUCCGCCGAGCCUGUCAGCGCCUCGCCGGGAAGAGUGUUAGGGAUGCCUCCAGGCGAUGUGACUGUAAGGGGGGGAAGAGCAGGGUGGUUGGGGCAAGGAGCAGGCAGGGUAGGUCCGGGUAUGGGCCCUAACGGGGGGCUUAUAUGGGGGGAGCUAGAUGUUGCUGACAGUGCGACUUAUCUGCAGAGUAUGAUUGCGGUGUACACCCUUGCUAGGGAUCCUGCACCGUCCGUUUCUAAGAUCAGCCGACAGACACUGGCUCAAAUAGGCGCGUCCGUGGCAGCAGCAGCAACGAGUCUUAAUGCAGCAGCAGCAGCGGCAGCAGCAGGAGGAGGAGGAGGAGGAAUGGGGGGAGGUGGGGGAGGGGGAUUCGGAGGAGGGAUGGCUGGAGCUGGGAUGGGGUAUGACGCGUUUAUGAUGCCGAUGAUGGUUCCAGGCAUGGGUGUUGGGGGGGGCAUGGCAGGAGGGGGCCUAGCCCCUUCUGCUAGCUUCAGCAACUUGAGUCGAAGCAGCAGCAGGGAGGGCGGGACAGUGAUUAUCAGUGCUGGGGGUGCGGCUGGUGCUGGUGGAGGUGGUGGCGGUAUCGGCAAUCCGAGUCUGUCUCUUGCUGCUGCAGCAGCCGUGGGAGGGGCAGGGGGCAUGGGAGGGGUGGGAGGGAUGGGAGUGGGGAUGGUGGGGGGGCCAGGGCCUGUGGGUUUGCCAGGGUUGGGUGCGGUAGGAGGGGGUAUGGGGCACCAUGGGCUCAUGAGUCCUGCGAUGAGUCCACGUGUCCCCUCCCCAUUGGCUGCUGGCUUGGCUCCUGCGAUCACGCGGUCAACUUCAUGGGUUGCGCCCAUCAAUGCUCCUCAUCCAAUGGGCAGCUGGCGACAGCUGGCAGCGCCACAGCUAGCCAUGUCACCCUCUGCUGCCGCAGCCUCAGGGUUCCUCCAAGCCAGAGACCCGUUUGGCCUGGUGGCUCGGGACAGCCUCGGGCUGCCGAUGCUGGCGGCAGGCUCGGGAAUGCAGGCUCGGGACAAUGGGAUGCGGCGGGUGAUGACUUCUGUCGAUUUUUCCUCGUCCCAGCAGCAGCAUCAGCAGCAGCAGCAACGGCAGAUGGGGGGGAUGGGGAACGGGGAGAUUCUUGGGGGGGUGCACGUGCUGUCGUCUCUCACAGGGGGGCAUCCGCCCUUGAGACCAAAUCAUGCAGCUGCUGCAUCAGACUCCACCUCUCAGCCAUCCAAUCCACCUGCACAUACCGCCUCCCCCAGUCGCCCCCAAAACCCCACCUCUACCACCACCUCCUCCUCCUCUCGACCUUCUACUGCCGCCGCUGCCCGUGCCGCUGCCCCUGCCACUUCCCCUGGUGCUGCUUCUGCUGCUGGAGCUGCUGCUGCGGCUGCAGCUGCUGCUGGUGCCGCUGCUGGUGCGGCUCCUGCAAGCUAUGCUGCCUAUCCCAAUCCUGGGUCCAGUGCUCCUUAUUUCAAUGCUGGUGGUGCUACUAGUUCUGCUGCUGGCGCUGGUGGUUCUGUUGGUGCUGCCGGUGGUCUGGGGGCGUCCCUCCUGGACCCGUUUCUGCCGCUGGACGCAGCAGCGGCGGCGCAGGCGAAGCCUCUGCCCAAGUCGGGGCUGUACGCAUGGAGCUGCGGGCACUUCUCGCGCCCGCUGCUGGAGGCGGUGACGGAUGCCGAGGCGGAGACGAGGCGGGCAGCGAGAGAGCGGAGGGCGGUGGAGGGUGUGGAGGAGUGCAGGCGAGCCACAGUUAGCAAAGUGAGCGACCAGAUCGCCAGCUUUGACACGGAGUCGGACAUGAUGACGGAGGCCGUUCACCUGCACCCCUUCCUGCCUCUCGUGUGCAUAGCGGACGAAAACGAAGUCGUACGGAUCUGGAACUAUGAGGAGGGGCUGACGGUGAGCAUGUUUGACAACCAGACUGGUGGGGGUGGGAGCGCGGACGGCCACAAGGGGGUGAGCCAGCUGUGUCUGCUCAACGAGCUCGACGACACGCUGCUGCUCGUGGCGUCCAGUAAGAAGGGACGGCAGUGUGAGGGUGUGGAGGGACUUUGCUCGACGGGGCAAGCAACGGCUAGCCACGGCAUGGCAAGCAGUCCAAUCCCAAUCCCAGUUCUUCUCCUCCUCCUCCUCUCCCUCCUCCCUUUCCUCCUCCUCUGCCCGUCCCUCCUCCAACCCCCCUCUUCCGCCUCUCACUUCUCCUCAUCCCUCUCAUCCUCUAAUCUCCAGUCACAACAGCAACAGUUAACUGACUCUAACUCACAUACGCAUCGGCAUCAUCAGCACCACUCUACUAACCAGCGCUUAGACCAACAGCAGCAGCAGCAGCGGAGCCAACAGGGGCGGGCUUCCGAGCCUCUUGCUUCACCUAACAGCUUCGGCAGUAGCUUCGGCGGCGGGUUUGGCAGCAGCUUCGGCAGCAGCGGGAGCAGCAGCAGCAGCGGUGGGAUGGGAGGGAUGGGUUCUGGUGGUGGUGUGGGAGGGGGUGGGGGGGUGGGGGUGAGAGGGCGGACGGGAGCAGUGGUGGAGUGGCAGCAGUUGAUGGGUUACCUGUACGCAUCGGGAGAAAUCUCGUCCAUUCUGGUGUGGGACCUCGACAGGGAGCUGCUGGCUCACAGCGUGCCGACAGAGUGUGACUCCGCUGUUACUGCGCUGGCAUCAUCCGCCAUCCAGCCCAGCUAUGUGGCAGCAGGGUGCGACGAUGGCUCCGUGAGACUUUUUGACAUUCGCUCACAACCAAGAGCGCAGCUUGUGUGUGGCACCCACCAUCACUCGCAUCGAGUUGCGGGAAUCGCUUUCCAUCCUGCCAGCACUCACAUGCCUCACAUUAUCUCUGCUUCAAGCUCGGGUGAGAUCGCAUUUUUGGAUGCCCGGAAUCCAGGGCAGCCAAUCAGAAGAGUGGAGGCGCACAAGGGGCACCUCACAGCUCUCUCUGUUCAUCGUCACCUGCCCGUCAUGGCCACGGGCAGCUCAAAACAAUUGAUUAGAGUAUUCAACAUGUCUGGGGACCUCUUGAGCGUGGUGCGCUACCACAACAGCUUCCUUGGCCAGCGCAUCGGGCCUGUGAGCGCGCUGCACUUCCACCCCUACAAGCCGCUGCUGGCCGCCGGUGCCACUGACUCAAUUGUGUCCAUUUAUGCGGGGGAGACGCACCGGAGUUAGGGGAGGAAAAACGGGGGGGAAGGGGGGAGACGCACAAGAGUUAGGGUGGGGGCACUUGGGGUGGGUGCCAGCGCACCGCAUCGGGCCUGUGAGCGCGCUGCACUUCCACCCCUACAAGCCACUUGUUGCUGCCGGUGCCACGGACUCAAUGGUUUCCACGCGGGCGAAUCGCACAAGAGCCAGCCGCAGGGGCAUGACGGACUAAGAUGGAGAGUUGGGGGGAUGGGAGGGGGAACGGGGCAGGAGGGGUGGAGAGAGGGUGAGGGGGAGGGGAAGAGAGGGGGGGAGGGUUGGAGGAAGAUUAUUGGGCAAAGGAAUGCUGCCAGGAGGAGAAGCUGCUUGUGUGUCCACCUGUACAGGCUUCUGGUCCCUGUACAUUGUUGAUUGUUGCAAUUUAUGUUGAAUUGUAUAGCUGUUAAGAGCAGAAGCAAGCAAGCGUACGCGGAUGCGGGAUAUGGCGGAUUCGCAAGUGGGGAGAGUGAGGGCGAAUUCAUAUGAAGUAGGAUCAGAAUCAGAAAUGCGAAAUCCAUUUGUGAUCCCUUUGCCCGGUCUAAUACGCCAAGAUCA
This is a messenger RNA of Closterium sp. NIES-67, 7316 nucleotides long. Lineage: Eukaryota; Viridiplantae; Streptophyta; Zygnematophyceae; Desmidiales; Closteriaceae. The record is from the annotation of a GenBank genome assembly.